AAGUCCCGUUUCAGCCUAGGAUCAUUUAAUCCAUUCACAAUUUAAUUGACCAGUAUUUUGAAUAAGAGGAAAGAAAAUGAUGUCAAGACAGGCCUUUCUCUGCAGUUUGGGAUCUCUGUAUUUGUCCCUUCUGUUUGUGUUUCUUCUAAUGGAUGUUUAUGCAAGGCCUGCAAACAACUCUAUCCUUAAAGAAAAGGUAGUUGACAGUAAAGAUGAGAAUGAGAUCUUGCCCCCAGAUCACUUGAAUGGGGUCAAAAUGGAGAUGGAUGGCCAUCUUAACAAAGAAUUUCAUCAAGAAGUUUUUCUAGGAAAAGAGAUGGAAGAGUUUGAGGAAGAUUCUGAACCCAGAAAAAAUAGGAAGAAGCUCAUGGUCAUCUUUUCAAAAGUGGAUAUAAAUAAUGAUAAAAAGAUAAGUGCUAAAGAGAUGCAGCGCUGGAUCAUGGAAAAAACUGAUGAACACUUCCAGGAAGCUGUGGAAGAGAAUAAAAUGCACUUCCGAGCUGUGGACCCUGAUGGUGAUGGCCAUGUGUCCUGGGAUGAAUAUAAAGUUAAGUUUUUGGCAAGUAAGGGCUUUAAUGAAAAAGAAAUAGUAGAGAAGAUCAGAAACAAUGAAGAGCUAAAAAUAGAUGAAGAAACACAGGAAGUCUUAGAUAACCUGAAGGAUCGGUGGUACCAAGCUGACAACCCACCUCCUGAUCUGUUGUUGAAUGAGGAAGAAUUCUUGUCCUUUCUUCAUCCAGAGCAUAGUAGGGGAAUGCUGAAAUUUAUGGUGAAAGAGAUCAUCCGAGAUCUGGAUCAAGAUGGAGAUAAGAAACUAACUCUUUCAGAGUUCAUUUCAUUACCUGUCGGUACUGUAGAGAAUCAGCAAGCUCAAGAUAUUGAUGAUGAUUGGGUAAAAGACAGAAAGAAGGAAUUUGAAGAGGUCAUUGAUGCUAACCAUGAUGGUAUUGUCACAAUGGAAGAGCUGGAGGAAUAUAUGGAUCCUAUGAAUGAAUACAAUGCCCUAAAUGAAGCGAAGCAAAUGAUAGCAGUAGCAGAUGAAAAUCAAAACCAUCACUUAGAGCUGGAGGAGAUCCUGAAAUAUAGUGAAUACUUCACUGGCAGCAAACUUAUGGACUAUGCACGUAAUGUCCAUGAGGAGUUCUGACCAUGCUCACUUUUUCAGAGCUCUGAAGCACCUUCUUGCUUUCCCAAAAGAACCCACCAAAAAACAAAAACAAAACAAAAAAGUUACCUUGCUGCUAUCUGUGUUGUAUGCAUACAGUGUAUUAUUCUAGACUAAAAAAGCUCCGUCCACGUAGAAGAACUACAGCUCUAUUGCCUUCAGUAUGAAGAGAAGCAGAGGUGGGGGGGAAGUUCAAAAAUAAUAAUGCAGAUUCUGGACUAUAUCAGCUCACCCCAUUUUGUACCAUUGAUCCAGCUGAAUUUUCAGCUGCUUCUGGCUACUCAUGUUUAGCGGAGGCAUCUUUAAAUAUUUAAUUUUUUUUUUGUUACCUUCAUAGCUGCUGAUCCAUGGAAAUCACAAAUAACAUUAAAAGAUGUUGGCUUUUUUAAAGGGCUUGUGGUUCAAAUCCAUAUGUUCUGACCUCAUGUAAAAAAUCCAUUGAUAGACUGAUUGAAAAACUUCUCUUUUGCUCAGCAAAAUAUCCCUUUGUAUUUUGGGUGCAGUUUAUAUCCACUUCAAUAUUUCUUAGUUUAAAAAAAAAAAAUCAGUAAAUUGUAUCAGGAUGCUGCUCUCUGGGCUGUUCUUGCUCUGUGUGGUUUUUACAGUCAUAGUCAGCUCUUUUCUCACUAUUCUAACAGUCUGUGUAGUCAGCACACGUUCUUAAUGUUAUAUGUACUGAGUAUCAAUGAACUUCUCGGCUGAUGUCAUUACUUGUGUCUCUAGACUUCAGUUCUUCAUGGACUUGACUUUAGGAAUGUGAAACCUGUGUUAGCUUGUUAAAGGCAUUAGCUCUAGUGUUACUCUCUCAUAGUUGUUUCCAGUAACUGUUAUUAGAACUACUUAGGAAGAGGAGAUGAUAGCCAUAUUCCUGAGACGGUUCGUUCGUUUACAAUAAUUUGGCUCAUCUUCCAGUGUUCUUCUCAAGAUAUCUCAAUCUAGCUCUAUAUUGUUGGAGACUUAAUACAAGUCUCCCUCUAUCACUGGACUACCUUUGGGAGCUGGGGGAAGGAACUUGCUUUAAAUGUUACAGAGAACCUCUUCUGCGUCUGAGUUAAAAAGAAAAUUUGUUUAUGGUGUGACUGGUUUUUUGUUUGCAUCUGCACUGUGAUUGUGGGAGACUAAGAUUGCUUAGGUCUUUUUUUUUUUUUUUUUUUUUAAAAAAAAACAACCCAGAAAUGAAACACAAAGAGGAAGGUUUCUUUGUGGACUUAGAUGCUGCAUUAAGCAAAUGGGAUUCAUCUUCUAGGAUUAUGAUUUCUACUAGUUUUAACAAUGAAUUUCAGUUAAGUAGAGUUGCUCGUUUCUCUGCAAGUUAACGAUGCUGAUGAACUCAUGAAUGCUAAGACUGGGGGAAAAUACUGGCUUUGCUUUUGCACUGUCUCGGUCAGAGCAAUGUACAGUCAGCACUUCGUAAGCUUUCUGAUCGCUCAGUUUUUGGGUGCUCUCUGAAAAGCAUCUCGCAACACAGGGGUCGUAUCCACUGUUGUCUAAAAUAAGAAAACUUUUUAAAAUUCUAGUUCCAUCUUUACUGUUUUAAAAAAAAAAAAAAAGGUUGCGUGAAAAUCCAAGAUACUAUAUUUGAUUAAAUUUAUUCUCUUAAUGUAAAUAUAAACAUUGAUGUUUCUGUUUCA
Messenger RNA from Struthio camelus australis, 2796 nucleotides. It is a transcript of the gene SDF4, whose product is annotated as stromal cell derived factor 4. The record is from RefSeq and is a predicted model, not a curated record. Lineage: Eukaryota; Metazoa; Chordata; Aves; Struthioniformes; Struthionidae. Gene Ontology annotation, cellular component: endoplasmic reticulum. Gene Ontology annotation, biological process: calcium-ion regulated exocytosis. Gene Ontology annotation, molecular function: calcium ion binding.